AUGAAUUUAAUGAUGUAACUUAAAAAAGUUUGCAAUCAUCCCUAUUUAUUCAUGAAUAGUGAUUCUUAUGAAAUAAAUGAUAUGAUUUGGAGAGUUUCAGGAAAGUUUGUAUUAUUAGAUAGAAUGUUACCAAAAUUAAUAAGAUCAGGACAUAGGGUUCUAAUAUUUACUUAAAUGACACAUGUAAUGGAUAUAUUAGAAGAAUAUUUUAAAUUAAAUGAAAAUUAUAUCAAAUAUUUAAGAUUAGAUGGGACUACAAAAGCAGAUGAUAGAGGUGAAUAAAUGGCUUUGUUUAAUUAACCGAAUAGUCCUUAUAAUAUAUUUAUUUUAUCAACAAGAGCUGGUGGUUUAGGUUUAAAUUUAUAAACAGCAGACACUGUAAUAAUAUUUGAUUCUGAUUGGAAUCCUUAAAUGGAUUAAUAAGCAUAAGAUAGAGCACAUAGAAUAGGUUCUAAAAAUGAAGUAAGAGUAUAUAGAUUAGUUACUAAUACUUGGAUUGAGGAAGUUAUUUUAACUAAAGCGGCUUAUAAAAUGGGUUUAGACGAAAUGAUUAUUUAGGCAGGGUUAUAUAAUUAGAAAUCAACAGAUAAUGAUAGGAAAGAAAAAAUAGAACAUCUUUUGAGAAAGAGAAAAAGAUAUGAUGGAGUUGAUGAUGAAAUUCCUAAUGACGAGUAAUUAAACGAAAUGCUAUAUAGAAACGAAGAAGAAUAUCAACUAUUUGCUUAAAUGGAUUAAGAAAGAUUAGAAAAUGAAAAGGAGAGGUAUUAAUAUUUUGCUAAUAAUAUUUUAAAAGGAGAAGAAGAAGUUAAAAAUAUUAAUUAUAGAUUAUGUAAUUUAGAUGAAGUUCCCGAUUGGAUAAAAUCAAGUAAAUAAGAAAAAUAAGAAAAUAGAUAAUAUGGUAGAGGUACUAGAUAAAGAAAAUAAAUUAAUUAUUCAGAUGAAGCUAUGGAUUAAUAUUUUUUGAAAUUAGUUGAGAAAAAUCCUUCUGAAAAAGAAGUUAUAAGUGAUGAAGAAGAUGAUUGUUAUGAAGAGUAUAAAGGAGAUUAAAGUUACUAUAAUGAAGAUAAGAAAAAAAAGAAGAAAAAAAAUUAAUAAAAUUAAGAAUAAUAAGAAGAUAAUAUUAAUAAAUAUAUUAGCGACAAUUAAGAUAAUGAAAUCGAAUUUGAAUAUUAAGAAUAAAUUAAUGACGAAAAUUGA
Ichthyophthirius multifiliis is the source of this 1197-nucleotide messenger RNA. RefSeq lists its product as hypothetical. The record is from RefSeq and is a predicted model, not a curated record. NCBI's taxonomy places the organism in Eukaryota, Ciliophora, Oligohymenophorea, Hymenostomatida. Gene Ontology annotation, molecular function: DNA binding; histone binding; ATP-dependent activity, acting on DNA. Gene Ontology annotation, biological process: positive regulation of transcription by RNA polymerase II. Gene Ontology annotation, cellular component: nucleus. The transcript is spliced from 4 exons.